AAUUGAACCAAUUAACGCGGUCAGUUAAGCGACGGCUCGUGCUCAAGCAAAGACACACGUUUGUUUGAGUGCGUUUGAGUUUUUUGAGUAGUCAACAUCGCGUUGUUGUAUUCUUCGCUUCCUUCUCGCUAGUUAUUAAUUUAUUUCGUAUUAAAAAAAAAAAAAAAGAAAUAAAAUAGUGACUCAAAAAGAAUCGAAUCAAAGCAAAUAAAGAUAAAAAAAAGAUAAAGAAAAUAAAACAAGACGAUAAAGUCGAGUCAAAUGUUUAAAUCGGAGGAUAUUCCCGAUAGUUUAACUUGUUGGUUGGAGGAGUUGCGUUUUCGUACGGAAAAUUACGAGCCGUCGCGGUAUUUUCGACCGAACUCGUCGGAGUUUUCGUUGUUGUUGUGUUCGAAACAAGAAAAUAAGGAGAUUAGUAUGCACAAAGAUUCGAAUAAUUCGAAAAGUGUUUACGUUCGGCUUUGGGAGUGCACGUCGAGCGGUUCCGGGCAAAGUUCGGCCGAUUGUAAAAUUAAUUUCGCGGAAGAACGACCGGUUUCGACCGUUUUUCAAGAAUGCGUCGAACAGGAAUUUAAUAAACGUCCGGUUAAAGUCGAAAAAGUCGAGUUUUAUUUAACCAAAGAUGUUCUUCACUGGAUUACCAAUUUGUGGUAUAGUAGCGAGGAAGAAGAUGAAUUUGAAGAGGAGAUUCUCGAUAAAUGCACGGAAUUCGACCAAAAACAUUCCAAUUCACCGACGAGGCCUAAACCAGCGAAAUUCCCGGCGAUUCCUGAUGAUGGCGUCGGUGGGGUUGAGUUAAGGAGAAGCGAAUCGAGCUCGAAUAGGAAGGAAUACGCUCAAACUAUUCAUGAAACUACGAAUAGUAUUAAAGGGUAUGUUGAAUGUUUUUUUAUCGGAGGAUGA
Onthophagus taurus is the source of this 903-nucleotide messenger RNA. The record is from RefSeq and is a predicted model, not a curated record. Lineage: Eukaryota; Metazoa; Arthropoda; Insecta; Coleoptera; Scarabaeidae.